ACUUGCAAAAGCCAGAUGGACAUUGUCAUAUCAGGCUGAUAUUUUCAACUGUGGCACUAGGGAUGGGAGCAGAUCUGAAACAGGUUAAAAGAGUUAUUCAUGCCGGUCCACCAACUUCACUGGAAACAUAUGUUCAAGAGAUUGGACGCGCAGGAAGGGCAGGUUCAGAUUCACAGGCUAUUCUGUAUUUCAACAGAGGAGACUUAGCUUCAGGUUCAAUGAGAAAAGAAAUGAAGGAAUAUUGCACAGACACUUCCAAGUGUAAAAGGGAAAUAAUUAAUAGCUACUUCGGCUUUCACACAACAGUUCAAUUACAAACAUGUUGCAGCAUAUGUAACCCUGAUAUUGCACUAGAGUGGCAGUUUGAACAUAUGGGUGUUAAUUGA
Messenger RNA from Mercenaria mercenaria, 386 nucleotides. Its product is annotated as ATP-dependent DNA helicase Q1-like. Gene Ontology annotation, biological process: double-strand break repair via homologous recombination. Lineage: Eukaryota; Metazoa; Mollusca; Bivalvia; Venerida; Veneridae. Bases 63 to 386 code for a protein of 107 amino acids. The record is from RefSeq and is a predicted model, not a curated record. Gene Ontology annotation, cellular component: chromosome; nucleus; cytoplasm. Gene Ontology annotation, molecular function: 3'-5' DNA helicase activity; four-way junction helicase activity. The transcript is spliced from 2 exons.